Molecule: messenger RNA, 13510 nt
Organism: Salvelinus fontinalis (brook trout)
Lineage: Eukaryota; Metazoa; Chordata; Actinopteri; Salmoniformes; Salmonidae
Product: KICSTOR complex protein SZT2-like
Exons: 75
Coding region: 171-11753 (3860 amino acids)
Cellular component (GO): peroxisome
Source: RefSeq, a predicted model, not a curated record
AAAGACUAGGACGCGAGCAUCCAGAUCACGUGCUUCUUAACUAAAUAAACAAUACAACGAUAGCCUACAAUCGUGCAUGAAAACGAACUAAACAAAUCGUUAUAUGUCAGCCAGGUCCUGAAAAUAUCCGCGGAGCUUUCACAGAACCUGCUAGUUAUGCCAUACAAGGCAUGGCAGAGAGACAGGACAACGAGGUGGAGGAGGCAGACCAGGUGUACCUGCUGAUGAAGGAGGAGUACCGUAUCUCACGGAAUGUACGUCUGGCCUGGUUCCUGGGCAAGCUCAACCAGGUCAUCUGGCCGGUCCCAAAGUCUGAACUGCUGAACUCUGAGAAUGAGCUGGAUCUGCUCAGCAUCUUGCCGAAGGGAUGGCAGCCAGACUUUUCCCCCUCCACCAUACCCUACCUGCUGGUACCUUCCACUCGGGUCACCUUCUUGGCCCGCAGGUACCGCUUCAUCAUCGAGCUGGACCUCAGCCCCUCCACUGGGAUCGUGGAUGACAGCACGGGGGAGAUGAUAUUUGAUGAGGUAUUCCAUGCCUUGUCACGAUGCUUAGCUGGACUGGUCCGGCCCUUCAAUGUUCCAGGCACAGAUCUUGUUUUCCAGCCGGAAAUCUUUGUCACUAUCCUGGCUUAUUCCUCCAUUAUUGGGCUCAAUACACACCAGGUGUUGGUGCAGGGUUGUCAGCUGAAUCGUACAGACCUGGUUCAGUUCCUACACCAGGUUUAUCAGCAGCUGCGAUCAGUGGAGAACAACAUUGCAGAGGUCCUACAACAGCAGCACAGCCAUCUUCAACAGCAGCACGACCAGUCUGAUGGGCCAAUCCCGUGCUCCGGGCUUGGCAGUGACAUCACCAUGGAGGAGGUGCCUGUGAGGAAACAUGGCGUUUCCAUGGUGACUGCAGACGUCGGGCUGGUCAGCAUGGUGCGACAGGGCAUCCUAGCUCUACAGCUGCUGCCCCCCAACUCCUCCGCAGGUAUAAUCAUCAUCACAGAUGGGGUGACCAGUGUGCCUGAUGUGGCUGUGUGUGAGACCCUUCUGAACCAGCUCAGGAGUGGAACCAUCGCUUGCUCCUUCGUCCAGGUGGGUGGGGCCUACUCCUACAAUUGUAGUUUUGGGUACAUCCCUAAUGUUGAGUUGAUGAAGUUUAUCUCCCUGGCGACCUUUGGCUCCUACCUGUCCAGCUGCCCUGAGCCUGAUCUGGCCAGUCAGGAUAUGAACACCUACCACAAGGCCUUCCUCACAUACUCCUUCCUCAAGACCAGCGAAUCCAUGAACCCGGAGUACUACUGUGUGUCUCAGCACAAGCUGUUCAACGAGCACCUGGUGUCGGCCAGUGGGAACCCUGCGCUAGUGAUGAGGAGGAAGAAGCACACAGAGAAGGAAGUGCACGCCCACCUGGUCAGUGUGGUGUCGGUCAGACUGAGAGAGGGAUACACCAUCAGGGAGAUCAACCUCACUAAAGGUGGCACCCAGCUGGAGGUGAAGCUGGUGUUGCUGUGGAAACACAACAUGCGUAUAGAGUACCUGGCAGUGGCCCAGUGGCCCCUGGAUCCUGCCAAGAGGACCACCUGGGUAGAGGUCACCAUGGAGGGAAGCUACGACAUCCUCCAUGAUAUCAGCUGUACCAUGAGGAAACCCAUCACCUCAACCUACCGCACCUCCGUCAUCAGGCGAUUCUGGAACACACUGCAGAGUAUAAACCAGACAGAUCAGAUGCUGGUCCACCUGCAAUCCUUUAACUCUCUCCCAGAGAACUACACAAUCCCUGAGAGCACCAAGAACGGAGUUCCUCUCUUCUACAUCCCGCCCGGAUCCACCACGCCUGUUCUCUCCCUCCAGCACAGCGGCUCUAAGGAUUCCUCCCAGUCCCAGUUUGCCUUCUACUGGAAGCCCAUCCUGUCCAUGGACGCCAACUUCUGGCAGAGAUGGCUUCACAUGCACCGCAUUGCUAUCAUCCUGGAGCACGACAUGCCUGUGCCCAAGCACCUCCACACUGCUGGUAGUAACGGGCGUUUCAGCACCAUCCAGUGUCGUAUCUCCCACUCAGCCCUCACCUCUUUACUGAGGGACUGGAGCAGCUUUGUACUGGUGGAGGGAUACUCAUAUGUCAAGCUCAUAUACAGUGCCUCUGACCAGCCCCCCAACUCAUUCUACCUGGUGCGUCUGAUCUCCAAGGCUCCCUGCAUGGUGCUGAGGCUGGGCUUCCCUAUCGGCACCCUGGCCCACACCAGGAACAAGAUAGUGGAUGAGCUGCGGGAGCAGAUCCUGAGGCUUCGCUUCCCCCACCGCGUCCAGAACAAGGAGGCUACGCCCAAGACCAAGAGGAAGAUUCUGGGGCACGCAUCCCCCUCCAAGUCUCCUCCUCUCCCUGCUCCCAAACCUGCGCUGUCUGACCGUCCAUGUGUGGUGGUCCUCAACAAACCUCUGGAGAAACUACUCAUCAGGUACGAGAAGCUCCCGUCAGACUUCCGGACCCCGUUUAUUCUGAACAUGGAGAACUUCACCCAGCCCACCAACAUGACCGUGCCCCUUAGCAUGGCAGCCAAUCGGACGGCCUCGUCCACGCUGGCGUCUCUGUCACGCUACUUCCUCCACCAGCGCUGGGUGUGGACGGUGCAGAGCGGCCUGGGUGCUACCGUACCGCUGCAGGCUGUGGUUCAUAUACUGUCCAUGCUGUCUGAGAUUCGCCUCUCUGAGGGCUUUCAUUUUGCUGCCAGUGGAGAGGGCAUAGUCAACAUGGUGACUGAACUGCCAAUGAAGGGGAUGCCAGAGGCGGUGGACAGAGAAAGUCACACCUGUAUCGUCCAGUAUAUCCUGUUUCCACCUCACUCCACCUCUACCAAGGACAGUUUCUCCACAGAUGAUGACAACGACACAGAGGUGGAGGCCAUUGAUGUGGACACAGAGCUCAACCUGGUGACAGAGUGUUGGGUAGAGCCUCAGAGUGGGACAGUAUGGAGCCCUAGAGACCAACACAGACACUUCCAGGAGCUCACCUACCAGGAGAUACCACAGGCGAUCUUCCCCCGGGAUCUGACCUGUAUGUCCACCAUUAUGACGUUUGAGUACCUUAGCCAGCUGUGCCAGAACAAGGAGCAGGUGUACCCUCCAAUUGGAACCGCUGCAGGAGAACCCCCUGCCUCUGAGGACUGCAUCCACACUGUUCCCUUCCAGUUUGACCUCAUCGAGCUGCUGCCCAAGUGCCAACAGAUAGAAAUCUUCUUCCUCACUCUCAGCAGAGUGGAGAACGAGGAGGUGUCCCAGAGCACCCCCUAUAUUCCCAACGAGCUCCUGCUGAGCCUGUUCCACAGCAGCUUGCAACAGGAGCUCAGUGACCGGGAGAUCCCAUUGGCUGACCAGGACAACGUCACCUUCAUGCAUCACAUCCUAGACAGGGAACGAGACGGUCAUGUUGCACCCUUCUCUCUACCGGUCAUCAGAGAAGAGUGCCUGAAACCCCCAGAGAGACAGGACACAGUGAUGUCCUUCCACACUACAGGGAGCAGUAAGGAGGUGACAGGAUCAACCAGUACCCUUCAGAGUUUCAGCAAUGCAGACCUGGUGGAUGAGGAGCCAGUCCCAGUGGAGAGGGAUGGGUCUACCCCUCAGUGGAAGUGUUACGCCAAGUACAUCAGCCCCCAACAGAUCCUCCUGACCUUCCUCCCUGCCACCUUCACAGAUGUCCAGAUGUUGAUGUUGUCUGGGCUGGAGACCGAGCCCCAGGACAACGGAGAUGAUGACGACACCCUGACUUCUGGCAACAAAUCACAGGUUGAUUCUCACUCUGGCUCCACCAAUGUGCUGAAUGGUGGGUUGAGUAGCGGGUUGAGGUCCCCCAUGCUCUCCCCUGGUGGUGGUGGUUCUGUGGGACCCAGGUCACCCCUGCUCUCCCCUGGAUCUGGGAGCUCCACGGUGGAGCAGGACAACUGGGAGAGCCGUCUCUCUGAGCCUGAAAAUGGCACCAAAGGUGCAGGUGUGGAGGAGAGGGACGGGGUGCAGUUCGCUGAGCCCCAGAAGAGAGACUUCCACAUCACGUUCAGUCGCCAGGCGUCCCAGCAGAGCUCAGGGGACCUGUCCCGUCCGCGCUGCCCUGUAUAUGUCUAUAACUGUUCCCUGGACUCUCUGAAGGAUCAGCUACUCAAUCCCCACUCUAACAGGCAGCCAAGGGACAUCUUCUUCAGACCUCAAGACGCUGACUCCUGGGAGAUGCAUCAGCAGAUGAAGUUCAGGUCUCUAUCUCAGGAACGCAGCAGCACUUCCUCCUGGACAGACCUGAUGUCGCAGCCUCAUAAACACAAGGAGCUGGCCAACUACUGCAGCCUGCUACAGGAGCACUACCACCAGUGUUACGUCACAGGUGUGUACCGCAGCCUGCAGCAGUCCCACAGCAUCAGUUCCCAGGACUUGCUGACAGCCAUGGACUACUGUGAGGAGUCUCUCCAGGAGAUAGACAUCACUUCCUUCCUCCAGACGCUCUGUGGACACAUCCGGGUGUUCCGAGAGCGCCAUGGAGAUGCUGUGACCCCUGAUCCCUCCAUCACCCCCGCCACCUUCACCAUCGGAGAGGCAGAGGAAGACGGGCCGGUCAAGAGAGGACCCAUGGCCUCCUCAUCCAGUAUUGAGAUGGAGGACGUGAGUGAGGCAGAGAACAGGGGGAAGGCCUCGGCCCCUAACUCCCCCCUCGGCCUGGACGAACCCCCCGGGACCAUCAGGAUACCAGAGUUCCCUCUGUCCCUCCUCCGCCUUCAGCAGAAGUGUGAGGUCUACCCUGACCUGCACAAAAUCAUACAGGACAAAUUCAUGGACAUUGGUGCUCAGUUCUUCAAGACCGUGCCUUCCAAUCCCCACUACUUCUACUACUGCCCACCAUCAUCUAAGAAAGAGAUAUGUGACUCUGAUAGGGAAGAGGAGAGACGACUUAGUGAAGAGGUUGUCUCAGAGGCUGAGCCUGCUACAGAGGACGAGAACAUGUCGGGCUGUUGCAUCAUGAUGGAGAGCGACACAGACCUGGAGGUGGAGUACCAGGAGAGGGCUGGGGGCCGGAGAUCCCUAGGGGCAGACGGAGAGGGGGAAGCAGGGGGAGAGAGGGAGGAUGAGUCCCUGUCUGACUCCAACACCGUGAACCAGGAUGAGGACUCCUUCAGCAUCCUAGAGGGAGACAGCCUGUUGGAGCCAGAGGGGCCUCAGCCUGAGAUGCCUCCGCUGUUCGUCCACCUCACCUGCUCUGUUAACAUAAAGAGCUGCCACGGAUCCAUGCCCAUAACCACGCUACCCACCUGCCUGGGUGAGGUGAUCACAUGUCUGGAGAAUGCAGAGGCCCUGCAGGCUCUUGAUCUGAAUGAUCUGUCUGUCACACUGGACAUCUUUGUCCUCACCUUACCCCUAGAGAUCGAGGGUAUGCAGUCUGACUUGAGGCACAACAGGUACACGUCAGAGAGCAGUGUGUCUCUGAACCGUUCUCCAGGUCAGCCCUCCUCCUACCGCUCUGAUGAGGAGCUGAUGGGCAACUUGGACAGCCUGAGAGGAGUAGGGGUCGACGGGGUUGGAGGAGACCCCUUGGCCAAACUCCCAAUUCCCCACAAACUAGCAGUGUUAGCCACCAUGGAUGAGAUCCGUUGGCUCUUGGAGGACGAGAUUGUGUCAGCGCUGCGUCUCUCCCGGGUUAUCCGCUCGUCCAUGCUACAGAAGGUGGCGGAUCACGUGUUUCGCUCAGGCGGGCGACCACGGUGCCACUGUGAGGUCGUUCCUCUGCAGUUUGUCUUCGGCCCUGAGCAGUCCCUGGAGAAGUUCAAAGAGGAGUUCCGUAGGAUGUCAUUCUCAGGUUAUCUUCUGAAUGGAGAGCAAGACAACUUCUACUAUAUGUCUCUGAGUAGACUCCACCCCCAGAGGAUCCAGGCUGCUAAGAGGCUGUCUGAGAGCACUGUCAACCCUGGGGAGGCGGGGUGGAACUCCAUGAUUGGACGGAACUCACAGCCAUCCAAUCACUGUCCUGAUGUGGACGACAGCGUCAGGGCUCCGUCCAUUCAUGGCACACCAGGAAGAAGACCUGACCACGAAGCAGAGGUGGCGAGGGUGGAGCCAGACAGUGAGGUUCAGGGAGAAGAGAAGAAGUCUACUGUCGGGGCUGUUAAUGAAUCUGCGAGUUACUCAGCCCAGGAGCGCAGCGACACCCCAAUCAAACCAUCCCGAGCUGACUCAGAGGAGGGCCCUAGACCCCGCUUGAGUUCAGUUGGUGCUACCUCCACUGCCGCGGGUGACAGCCCCCGGUUGAGUUCUGUUGGUGCCUCCACCAGUCGACCCCGACUGAGCUCUGUGGGCAGAGGAGGAGAGGAGAUAAGACCUCGGCUGAGCUCCGUGGGCUCCACCUCCACCUCUACCUCUACCACUACAGGGGACGGCGGCCAGGCCAGCACCCCUCAGCUCCAGCCCAGCACUAGCACCGACCGUUCCUCAGAAUACACCUCGCCCCCCAAGACCCCCUCCACAGUCAGCCUGGCCGAGUCGGUGCAGUCCACCACCCACAGCAGCGGGAAGCUGAGGCCCAGUCGAGUCCAGAGUGUGGUCUCCAGUCAAGGCAGCCUGGACUCUGACAUGCUGGGUUAUGACGGUGGCAGCAGUGACUCUGAGUGUGAGAGCCCCACUGUGGAUGAGCAGGAGUCCCAGGCCCCUCUGAUGCCUGACUUCUGGCUCAUCGUUAAGAUCCACCAGGACAGAGUGGAGGUGUACUCUCAGUCUAGGAGCUUCAAUGAAGCUAAGGAGGGCAGAGUAGAGGAGAAGGAGGAGGAGGAAGAAGAGGAGGUUCCAGAGUACUUACGGCUGCAUCAGAUGGUGGUGAGGAAGAUUGGGGAGAUCUGCCGUAUAGUCAAUCAGCGUCUACUACUCCAGGACCUCCACGACAGCCAUGUGUGUAACUCGCUCCUGGUGGCAGAGAGCGAAGAGGACAUCUGGAAGAAUGAGUCCCUGUACAGACAGAGACUGGCCAACUCCGAUGAUUACAAUGCAGAGGAGAGCUACCAGCCACGGGACUACCUAGCGGCCACAAUGCAGUUCAUCCCGGGUCACUUUGCCUGUGAGGUGGUGUGGAGCACCGUCAUCCACAUCCACCCUCGCCUCAAGAUGGGGCCUAACAUGGGGGUGUCCCGGGCUAUCCAGGCUCUGCGGUCAGUGCUCAACGCCAUGUGUGUGGUCAACAGGAAGAGCAUGUUUGUCUAUCAGGAGCGCUCCACUAAAUCAGUCUUCUACCUCAGACUUUCUGAGACGUCCCAAACAGGGAAAUACUCUGACCUGGAUGGCAACCUGCACCCCAUGUCUCGCUGCGUCGGCCUCGCCCGGAGCCAGGAGCCGCUCUACUCUGAGGACCUCACGGGCUCCCGGUCAUCUCUGGAAGGUGCUCGGGCGUCUCUGGAAGGUGCUCGGCCAGUGGGACAGGUGGACAAACACAUCUUGUUGCUGGUGCAUGGAGUGGGAAGUGCUGGUCCAGAGAUCACAGAUGAGCUGGUGAAGGUUUUGAGGAAGCGUCUGGAUGAGACCACCCUGGACAUCAUCACCAUCAUGCUGGGCAGGAACUGCAAACUCACCCCUGCUGACGUGGAGUUUAUCCAGCCGUCAGGCUCUCCAGCCACUGAGGUGAUGGAGUUUACUUUGCCGCAGUGCUUCAUGCCCUGGACCCCUGCUGUGGCCCACUACCUCAGGCAGAACCUGCUCAUCUUCCUCCACAUCCCCAAGUACACAGACAGCUACGUAGAACACCACUUCAAGCACUACUUCCAUCAGAGCAGUGAACUACCUGACUCUGAUGUCUACCUCUACAAUAAGCCUGGGGGCCAGGGGACUGGAGGGAAAGGUAUCGCCUGUAUCGCCCUGUCGUUCGUUGACGCUCAAGGCUGCCCCCUGCAGGUUCCAGCCCAGUACUGCACCACACCACCCAGAGGGGAUGCAUCUACCAUCCUCCUACAGCCAGACCAGUUUGACACCCUGACAACUGUCAUCAAGGUGGACUCCAACAACCUCAGCUCAGGGUCAGAGAUGAGGGUGCGUUUUGACAUCUGGGAGCAAGGUAACGUCUCCCCCCUCCAGCUGACUGACAAGCUGCGAGGGGCCCUGCGCCACGCCCUCUGUGACGUCAUCAUGGAACUCCGGGUCCUGCCGAAUCCCCUGUGUCUGGAGACGUUCUGCACUACACCGGGGCGAGGGCAGAGAGAGGACUCCACUAAUGGUCUUUUAAGUCCUCCUCCAUUAGAAGCAAAGGAGGGGAAUGAACUGGAGGUUAGAGAAGUGAAGGAAUUUAAGGACAGCUUCCGGCCUCGUAGUGGCUCUAGGAGGGUUAAGAACAGCCCCUCCCCUAUCACCCUGAUUCCUGCCCCCCUUGUGACCACCCCCAACACCGGACCAAGCACCCCUGAGUCCACUACGCCCACCGGCAAGACCACUCGCCGAAGCUUCUGGGAAAUACUGAGCAAGCCAGACUCAUCUGAGCUGGGGAGCCCUAAGACGACAGACGACAUCGUGCAGGAGAAGGGAGAGGAGGGUCGGACACGCAGGAGACACAAGACGGAGAAUGUGAAGCAGCAGUGGAGCCAGGAGAAGGCCAUGGCUGUAGAACUGGAGCAGGCCCAGAGGAGACAUGUGUCCCAGCUAGAGGAGGGUGACAUUGGGACCCUGCACCCUCUAUACCAGGUCACCUGUCAGCCCUGGAUCACCUUCAUGGCUAAACUUGGAUGCCCGUCGAUUCAGCAGUGCACAGCUGAGAUUGCCUCCCAGUUUCUGCUCCCGCCCAUCCUGACAGAGAUUGUCAAUCUGGUCAGCUCCCUGGCCAGUGACACUGCAGUUAAGGUGUUUGAGAGGACAAGUUGUCCCCAAGGAGACAUGUUUGUUCCCCUGCCUUUGAUCCACCACCUCAGCCAACCGCCUACCACCUCUAGAACCUUCAUCCUCAUUGGACGGAACUUCCACCAAUGGCAUUGCAGCACAGAGCAAGAAGACAGUUCAGAUGAUGAGAACAUCCCUGAGAUUAGUAGGUUCACACCUCAUAAGGGCUUCCAGCGCUUCGAGGCCUUGGAGCAGUCUGAUUGUUUCAGCCCAGGGCAGGCCUCGAGGGGCGUGGCCCCAAGACAGAGGUUCCUCCUCAUACACAUCCUGGAUAAGAAGGUGACCCUGUACACCUAUAACUGGUCGCUGGACCUUGGUGUGUCUCUGAACCGGGGACUGGUCAGGCUGGUCCAGUGGCAGAAUGCCAGGUCCCACGUUAUCCACUGUCUCCUCAACCAGAAGAUGGGCCUCUUCCACCACUACUGCUUCUCAGACACACCUGCCCACGAAGACCUCAAACAGGAGCCCAACCCGUUCCUGAACCCAACCUUGGAGGCUGAUGCCCUGCUGAGGAGCCCAGUGCCCCCCGUACCCAGCAAGGACCAGGGCAGGCUGGCUAGCUCCGUCCGCUCCCUGGCCCCCCUCCACUUCCCCUCAGAGCUGGUGCCCUUUGACGAAGCCCUCCGGGACAUCGGGAUGGGCCGCCCCCUGGCCAGCGCUCAGGACGGGGCCGACGUGGUGGCUCGGCACGGGGCCCAGCUACUAGAGGUCAAGGCUGCAGAGAGGAGAGAGAUGGAGAAGCAGAUGAAGAUUGAGAACCUGUUUGUGACUUGGCAGCAGAGGUCGGCGCAGUCCAACAUGCCCAUCUCUGUGGUGGACUUGGACACUCUGAAGCAGUCGUCCAGGCUAGUGCACUACUGCGCCACCCCUCUGCUCUUUGACCCCGUGUUCAGGAAGCAGAUCCAAGAAGAGCAGAUUGUCCAACCUCAACAGGUCAAGAAGCGCCACUGCUCCAGUGACUCCACGGCGUCUGGCAGGGACCGUAGCUACAGUACGGACUCAGCUGAUAUGCUGCCUAGCCGGCUGAGAGAGGAGCCCUGGCUGCAGGACAUCUCCAACACCUUCCUCCAGCAGUAUGUCCAGUACCUCCAGAGCAUGGGCUUCAUCCUGGUCCAGGUCCGGCCACAGUCCCCCGCACGCAGCAUCGCCAGGGCCCGGGCAGCCAUGCUCAGCUCACUUUCAUCAGAGAGGCAGUCCUUCUCCUAUAACAAGGCCAGGAGUGAGGACAGCCCAAAGAGCACAGGGUCAGGCACCACCGCGUACCACCUCCAGAGGGCGCUCCCAGGGGGCAUCGUACUGAUGGAGCUGGCCUUCCAGGGUUGUUACUUCUGUGUGAAGCAGUAUGCUCUGGAGUGUUCCCGCAUCCCCAUGGGACAGACCGUCAACUCUCAGUCCCAUCUCAUAUCCUCUCUCCAUCAGGGCUCCCUCCUCACCAAACCUCUCCGUCUCAAGCCGUUCCCUGACGCCACACCGGUCUCUGACUCUGCGCUCUCCAUGCUGUUCACAGAGGAGUGUGAUAAGGUGCGUGACCUGAUGCACGUGCACUCGUUCAGCUAUGACUUCCACCUGCGGGUGGUGCACCAGUACCUGGUGGGCUGUCACAUGACCCUGCGGCAGGGAUACCAGCUGACCGGCUUCCUGGAGGACUUCAUAGCUCAUCACCCUGACAUCCCCAAGUUCGGACGCAAUCACGUCUUCCAGGGGAGUUUCUCUAUCUCUACGGGGAUGAUCACAGCCCACCAGCUGUAUAACUACAUCACUGACCAUGCUGGCACCUACGGCAUGAAGCCCCUUCGCAUGUCCAAGGUUGCAAUGACCAGCGAAGGCAAGAAGGGAGCGCCACCCAGCUCCGACCUGCAUGAGUACGCUCUGGUGGCUCUUUGGAACAGCUCGGGCUCCUACAAGGACCUGGAAGGCCUGCGUCACCAUGACGAUUUUGACGUGUCCCUGCUGGUGUGUCACAAUGCCGCUCCGUUUGAGGAGCAGUCGGAGGGAGAGAGACAUCUGCUGAGGCUGCGUUACUACGUGAUCAUGACCAGUCAGCGAGAGCUGUUCCCCCGGCUGACUGCUGACAUGCGGCGCUUCAAAAAGCUUCCCCAGAUACACCGAGAGGCCCGCGACCUGGGCGGAAAGGUUCCCCCUGAGAGGGGGACAGAACCGGGCGGGGCACGGGACCCUGAACCAGACCUCUGGGAGGAGACCCCACCUGCAACCUCAGCCACAGACACCGCCAUCUCUACCCCCAGCGAUGGGAAUGAGUUUUACCCCCUGACUGGCCGCCGGAGGUCUGGGUCUGGGGCCCAGGGACUCCUCUACCCCUCUCCUCUGUUCCCUCUACUCAAUCAGGAGGUGGGCUGUGCACGGAGGCAGAUCCAGGCGAGCGUGGAGCAGGCCAUGGGCCACUGUCGCAGGGAUAAUCUGUGGAGGAGGCUGUUCCAUGGUGAACACCAUCACCUGGCCAUGGACAAGCUCAAGCUGAGCAAACUGUCCUUCAGCGAACUGGAGGAGCUCCUCAACGCCGUGCAGAGUCGAUCCGUAGAGGAGAUCGACCCACAGCUGGACUGUUUCCUAACCAUGAGUCCCAGCUGGUACCAGAGUCUGAUCAAAGUGCUGCUGACUCGAUUCCCUCAGAGCUGCCGACACUUUGAUGACAGUGGCAUUCAGUAUCUGGCUGUCCUAAACCAGAAAUUCACUGACUGCUUUGUUCUGGUCUUCCUUGACACUAAGGCAGGAAAAACGAGCCUCAAGGUUGUGUUUAGGGAGCCGUUGCCAUCCCAACCGCAGCCUAGCAGCAGCCCCCCACCCCAGCUGGUGUCCAUGUACCAUCAUCUGGAGUCUGUGAUCAACACAGCCUGCUACAACCUUUGGACCGGUUUGCUCUAGGGCUGGAGGGCCAAUCAGGACCAGGCAUGCCUCAGAGAAACGGAGCUGCUGGGAGGUGUAGUUCCAAACAGGCGGCUUCCUUUAUAGGCCGCCUUGGCUAGUGGGACACCAAAAAAGGAUGUUAUCGUUGAAAAGUGCUGAACCAGCGAAUCAGAGAGAGAGUUUGCAGGUCAAAGCUUCCUGUACAAUUAAUCAGUAUUUUACUAAUUCUACCACUGCGGGAAAAGAUAUUCGGUGGAACUAUACACACUAUUGCACACAAAGGUUCUUCUUUAUCAGACAGUGUAUGUGCCCUAUAGUGACUGAAAAUACAUUUUUACUUUACUCUCAACACAGAAUGUAGGUUGAGUUGAACCAGAGACAGGCUUUGGCUGAACUCUUUUCUGCCAGUUGUGGGUGUUGACAUGCCCUCUGCAGUGUACGUUGGGCCUCAGACAGAGGUCACUUUACAAACGCUUUGCUUUGAGGCUCAGGUGAACACUACCUCACAAUGACAGAAUCCGAUUGAAGAAGAUUUAGCUUUUUGCACUGAACAGUGCACCAGAUCAAAGCAGGGAAGUUAUGCAAUUUGCCCCCAUUUCAAUGCCAACUUUCUGGGCCCAUUCCUCAUUGACUUGGAGGUCAGUGGUGGUAGGGUAGAAUGAAAGGGGGAUGAGACUUUCAGUCUAGUUUGAUCUAAAGCCAAACUUCUGUAUGUAAUCUCAGCCAUGUUCCCAUUCAGCUUCUACUUCUAAUGAGAGAUCAUCUACAAUACAUGUACAGCUAACCUGAGGUGGAUCUCACUCCCCAACCAACUGAAUUGGACUGUAAACAAGUCACUAUUGUGCAACCAAGUGUUGGGAAAUUAGAUUCUAUUCUCCAACUCGUAACCCAUUUAUCAUUGUAGGUGUUCAAAUCCUAUGAACACGAAUAUGUGAAGUUAUUUCUCUCGGAUACUGUGCCUUGCGAAGGUACAGGACGAGAUGCUCAAGAUCGCCACUGCACACAAUCCAGUGAAUCCGCAGUCUUGAGUCUCCUGCGGAGGUGAAAGAUUGCUGCCAUUUCAGUCUGAAAUAUUGGGUAAUAGAUUUUUCCCCCUCUUCCCAUUGUAUCCUAACUGUCAAACCUGCUACCCAAUUUGCCCUACUGCCAUUUCUUCAUCCUAGAAGUGCCUUAGUUUUUUUAUGUUUUAUUUCUUAACAAUGCUACCAGAGCAGUUUUAUUGUUAUUGCAUCAAUCGUGCAAGUGGAAUUUCUGGGAAAUGCAAUUGGACUGCUAACUAGCUACAUUCGGACAGGCUUGAGGGUAUCGCUGGUCUCUGUUUACAAAGAUAUGGAGUGUUGGGUGGACAUACUGUAGGAGCCAGCUUGUGUACAACAUUGUAAUAUCACACACACACAUCAGUUCAGAGAUGUCAUUGCAAUACAUUAUGACUUCAGAUGGCCUUAACGUUGGUACACAUUUCAAUGGAAGGAAACCAAAUGUUUCAAGAUUGUUUAAAGUUCCUGAUUAAAAAGGAAUGAAGGAAAUUGGCAUGUUAAUAACAAUAAUAAUGGAUUUCUGAGUAAGGUGAAUUGUGUCUGUAGAGAUGUUUCUUUGUUUUGAAGGUAAGAACACUGGAUUUGGAAUAAUUCAAGAUAAUGUUAACAGUUAGGCCAGCUAUAGCAACAGUAUAAGCAUUCUGAAACUGUAAUAUAAUCUGAAACUUGUAUAUGUACAUUAUGUAUAUACAGAUGGAUUUGUAUGAUAUGCUACAAUAAACCUUAUGGUAUAUUCGA